ACUGGAAGCCAUUUCCGGUUAGCGUACCUCAACAAAGAUGGCGGACGAGGCUACUCGCCGGGUAGUGGCCGAGCUGCCUUUGCUGAAGACGAACGCGGGUCCGCGGGACAAGGAGGUGUGGAUUCAGCGGCUAAAGGAGGAAUACCAGGCGCUCAUUAAGUAUGUGGAAAACAACAAGAACGCCGAUAAUGAUUGGUUCAGGCUAGAGUCCAACAAGGAAGGCACAAGGUGGUUUGGGAAAUGCUGGUACAUUCACAACCUCCUGAAGUACGAGUUUGCUGUUGAGUUUGAUAUUCCGGUAACAUAUCCGUCCACCGCGCCAGAAAUCGCCAUCCCAGAGCUGGAUGGAAAAACAGCAAAAAUGUACAGGGGCGGUAAAAUAUGUCUGACGGACCACUUCAAACCUUUGUGGGCCAGGAACGUACCUAAAUUUGGGCUGGCUCAUCUCAUGGCCUUGGGGCUGGGACCCUGGCUGGCUGUGGAGAUCCCAGACUUGAUAUCGAAAGGCCAGAUUGAGCACAAGGAGAAAUGAGGCAGGCUGUGUGGCCUGCGGACGGAGGCUAGGCCUCAGCUGUUCUCCUAGGCCUCAACCGUCAACAGCUGCAGACUCAAACAUGUGCCAGUGACUUUGUUUUGUGCUUCUCUGUAUAACUUCUCAACCCCGGACUUCCAACUGGUCCACAGAACAUGACUCACUAAUUAAAAAAAAGAAAAGAAA
This is a messenger RNA of Lacerta agilis (Sand lizard), 718 nucleotides long. It is a transcript of the gene UFC1, whose product is annotated as ubiquitin-fold modifier conjugating enzyme 1. The transcript has 6 exons. Bases 38 to 532 code for a protein of 164 amino acids. Gene Ontology annotation, molecular function: UFM1 conjugating enzyme activity. Gene Ontology annotation, biological process: protein K69-linked ufmylation. Lineage: Eukaryota; Metazoa; Chordata; Lepidosauria; Squamata; Lacertidae. Gene Ontology annotation, cellular component: cytoplasm. The record is from RefSeq and is a predicted model, not a curated record.